Messenger RNA from Mustela lutreola (European mink), 6976 nucleotides. It is a transcript of the gene ZNF568, whose product is annotated as zinc finger protein 568. The transcript has 6 exons. The record is from RefSeq and is a predicted model, not a curated record. Gene Ontology annotation, molecular function: DNA-binding transcription repressor activity, RNA polymerase II-specific; RNA polymerase II cis-regulatory region sequence-specific DNA binding. Lineage: Eukaryota; Metazoa; Chordata; Mammalia; Carnivora; Mustelidae. Gene Ontology annotation, biological process: negative regulation of transcription by RNA polymerase II. Bases 1936 to 3876 code for a protein of 646 amino acids.
UUAAUUCAUUUACAUUUAUUGGGAUUGCUGAUACAAAUUUGUUUUCUAUUUACUUGUGGCUUUUUUAUCGUGUAGAUUUAGCUUAUUCCCCUUUCUUUCUCCACUGCUUUAGUUUCUGUUGUUUUCCUUGAAUUUUUAACAUGCGUACUUAACAAAACCCCACCUUAAAAAUCUGAAACACUUGAACUCUAAACUAUCCACCUAUUUCUGUGGUAUUCUUGUCUAAUAUAUUAUUUUCCUCUGAUUUUAAAUUCCCCAAAUUAGUAGAAUUCAUUUGUUAGAUGAGUAUAUAUGCAUCUUUUGUACAUAAAUGUGCAUAUUUGUCUUUUUAUACCUAUGUGUAUAUAUGUAUAUAUAUUUUUUAUUGUGAUAAAAUAGAGAUUACAUAACACGGAAGAUAAAAUUUACCAUCUUAAUAUCUGCACCCCCAUUUUCAUUGCAACAUUAUUUACAAUAGUCAAAAUAGGGAAACAUUCAUCAAUAGAUGAAUGGAUAAAGAAAAUGUGGUAUAUACAUAUAAUAGAAUAUUAGUCAAAGAAGGAAUGCCUGCCAUUUGUGACAGCAUGGAUGAACCUGAAGAACAUUAUGCUAUGUGAAAUAAGCUAGUCAAAGAACAAAUACUACAUGAUUCAAUUUGUAUGAUAUAUCUAAAAUAAACUCAAGAAGCACAAAAAUGCAAUAAUGGUUGCCAGAGCCUAGGAGUAGAGGGAAAUGGGGAAUUAUUUUUCCAUGGGUACAAAGUUUACAUUAUGUAAACUUUGUUGUACAGUUCUAGAGAUCUGUACAACACAACCUGUAUUAAUAAUACAGUAUUAUGCACUUUUUUAAGAGUAUAUAUGUUGUGUUAAUUGUUCUUACCACAGAAACAAAACACAAAAGAACACGAGGAAAUUUUUGGAGGUGAUGGAUAUGUUUAGUACCUUGGUUAUGGAAUCGGUAUCAUGAAUAUAUACAUAUGUUCAAACUCAUCAGGAUAUAUACAUUAAAUGUGUGUGAUUUUUUUGUACCCUAAUUAUAUCUCAAUAAAGCUAAAAACACAAAAACAUUUAACAUUUUAAUUACUUGUAAGUGUAGAGUUCAAUGUCAUUACAUUCAUAUUGCUGUACCACUGUCAUUACCACCUGUCCAUAGAACUCUUUCCAUCUUGCAAAACAGAAACUUUGUACCCAUUAAACAGUAACUCCCCAUUCCUUGGAUCUUCUAGUCCCAGCAACUUCCAUUCUAUUUUCCUUCUAUAGGAAUUUGACUACUCUACAUACCUCAUAUGAGUUGGAUCAUGCAGUGUUGUUUUUUUUGUGAUUGGUUUAUUUAACUUCGCAUAAGGUCUUCAAGGUUCAUCCAUGUUAACACAUGUCAGAAUUUCCUUCCUUUUUUAGGCUAAAUAAUGUUCCAUUAUAUGUAUAUACCACAUUUUGUUUAUCUAUUCAUCUGUCAGUGCAUACUUGGGUUGCUUCUACCUUUUGACAGUUGCAGAUAAUGCUGCUGUGAACAUGGGUGUACAGAUUUGUUCAAGUCCCUGCUUUCAGUUCUUUUGGGUAUGUACCCAGAAGUGGAAUUUUUGGAUCAUAUGGUAAUUCUGUUUUUCGUUUUUUGACUGCAGUACUGUUUUUCAUAGUGGCUACACCAUUUGAAUCAACAUAUUUUUUGAGCACCUACCAUCAGUGACCAAGAGAGAUUUAAGAAAUCCCUGUUUUCAUGGAGUUUGUAUGAGGGGCUACACAGACAAUAUAUAUGCCCACAGGUCCUGCCUCCACGGAGAUAAGAUAGAUCUGCGGUGUGAGUAAAAAGCCUGGAGAGCAGGUGUCCAUCAUGGAAGGAGAACUUCUGACCUGAGAACUCUCCUGGAGGCUGGGGAAGCCUGAGAUAGAGCAGACCCUAGAAUUGUUGGAUCUACAGUUUACCUUAACCUUUCUGCCCUUAGUGGGCAAGGCCUGAAUGACAUCUCAGCCUUCAGAGAUCAGCAAAAGCUGUGUGACGAUGGAGCGUUUAACCCAGAUGAUGGAAAGGAGAGCUUGGCAUCCUCAGGACUCUGCCCUUUUGGAGGAAGAAGAGAAUAUGACCAGGUCUCUUGAAACAGUGACAUUUAAGGAUGUUGCUGUGGACCUCACCCAAGAGGAAUGGCAGCAAAUGAAACCUGCUCAGAGGAACUUGUAUCGGGAUGUAAUGCUAGAGAAUUAUAGCAACCUAGUCACAGUGGGUUAUCAAGUCACCAAACCAGAUGUGAUCUUCAAGUUGGAGCACGAAGAGGAACCAUGGGUGGUAGAGGAGGAAAUGCUUGGAAGGCACUGUCCAGAAGUUUGGGAAGUUGAUGAACAGAGCAAGAAGCAACAGGAAACACUUGUGAGGAAAGUCACAUCCAUCUCCAAGAAAACUCUGAUUAAGGAAAAUGUCAUUGAAUGUAAAAGAGUUACAAAAAUAUUUCCUUUGAGCUCAGAUAUUCUUACUUCAAGACAAAACUUCUUUGACUGUGACUCACUUGAUAAGGGUUUGGAACAUAAUUUAGAUUUACUUAGUUAUGAGAAUAAUUGUGUAAGAGAGAAAAACUAUGACUAUAAUAAGUAUGGGAAGCCUUUUUACCACUGCUCAUCCCAUGCUCUAACCCCCUUUAAGUGUAAUCAGUGUGGACAAGAUUUCAGUCAUAAAUUUGACCUCAUCAGACAUGAAAGAAUUCAUGCUGGAGAGAAACCCUAUGAGUGUAAGGAAUGUGGAAAAGCCUUCAGCAGGAAGGAAAAUCUUAUUACACAUCAAAAAAUUCAUACUGGGGAAAAACCGUAUAAAUGUAAUGAAUGUGGAAAAGCUUUCAUUCAGAUGUCAAACCUUAUUAGACACCAGAGAAUUCAUACGGGGGAGAAACCUUAUGCAUGUAAGGACUGUUGGAAAGCCUUCAGUCAAAAAUCAAAUCUUAUUGAACAUGAGAGAAUUCAUACUGGAGAAAAACCCUAUGAAUGUAAAGAAUGUGGAAAAUCCUUCAGCCAGAAGCAAAACCUUAUUGAGCAUGAGAAAAUUCAUACUGGGGAGAAACCUUAUGCAUGUAACGAAUGUGGUAGAGCCUUUUCUCGAAUGUCAUCUGUUACUCUACACAUGAGAAGUCACACAGGGGAGAAGCCCUAUAAAUGUAAUAAAUGUGGAAAAGCCUUCUCUCAAUGCUCAGUAUUUAUUAUACAUAUGAGAAGUCAUACAGGUGAGAAACCCUAUGUGUGUAGUGAAUGUGGGAAAGCAUUCUCUCAAAGUUCAUCCCUUACUGUACAUAUGAGAAAUCAUACAGCUGAGAAACCCUAUGAAUGUAACGAGUGUGGAAAAGCCUUCAGCAGAAAAGAAAAUCUCAUUACACAUCAGAAAAUUCAUACUGGAGAGAAACCAUAUGAAUGUAAUGAGUGUGGGAAAGCUUUUAUUCAGAUGUCAAACCUCAUUAGACACCAGAGAAUUCAUACUGGUGAGAAACCUUAUGCAUGUACAGUAUGUGGGAAAGCCUUUAGUCAGAAAUCAAAUCUCACCGAACAUGAGAAAAUUCAUACUGGAGAAAAACCCUAUAAUUGUAAUCAAUGUGGAAAAGCUUUCAGUCAGAGACAAAAUCUCCUUGAGCAUGAAAAAAUUCAUACUGGAGAGAAACCGUUUAAAUGUAAUGAAUGUGGUAAAGCCUUUUCUCGAAUCUCAUCUCUUACUCUUCAUGUGAGAAGUCAUACAGGGGAGAAACCGUACGAAUGUAAUAAAUGUGGAAAAGCCUUCUCUCAAUGCUCAUUACUUAUUAUACAUAUGAGAAGUCAUACCGGUGAGAAACCUUUUGAAUGUAAUGAAUGUGGGAAAGCAUUCUCUCAAAGAGCAUCCCUUUCUAUACAUAAGAGAGGGCAUACAGGUGAGAAACGCCGAGUGUACUAAAUGAGGGAAAGGUCUUUUCUUAAAUUCAACCCAUGCUUUGCUCUUGAAACUUACUGGCAUAAACUCAAAAAAAAGAACAAGAUCUUUAUGGAAAAAUUGUAAAGCUUUAUUGAAGGGCAUAAGACUUGAAUAAAUUGAGAGAAAUACCAUAUAUACAGAUGGAAAAACCCCCAAUAUCAUAAAAAUAUCAGUUCUCCCAGAAUUAAUUUAUAGACCUUAUAUAGUUCCAAACAUCUAACACGAAUUUUCUAGGAUCUUUGCAAAAUAAUUCUAAAAUUCAUGUGAAAUGGAAGUCCCUGGAUUGCCAAGACAAUUUUGAAAAGGAGGAGACAGGACACAUCUUCUACCAUAUACUACACAAAAGUUGUGGUUGUUAAAUAGUGUCUUAUAUUAGAGCAUAAAUAGGUAAAUAAACAGAUUUUACAGAAUAGAAUGCCUAGAAAUAAACCAGUGAAUAUACAUGAGUUUGGUGUAUUAGUAGACAUGAUAUCAUGAAUCAGUAGAGAAAUGAAACAGCCAAUAAAAUUUGUUAAAGUAUUUGGUUCUCCAUAUUAGGGAGAAAAUAACUACAUGCAACCUUCCAAUGUAUAAAGAAACAGAAUUCCAAAGGAUUUAAACACUGGAACUGAAAGGCAAACUGAAGUUCUUGGAAGGAAAUACAGGAUGUUGUCUAUGAUUUUUGAGGCAGGGAAACAUUUUUUAAAAGAUAAAAAGACUCUGCAGUUCCAUUUCUGUAUGUCCAUUCUAAAGAAAAAACACCCAUAAGAAAUAUAUAUAUAAAUUGAAAACAAGCUAAAUACUGAUGGGGUAAUGGAUAAAGUGUGAUACAGUCAAGUGAUGGAAUAGUAUACAGCCGUUAAAAGUAAUAGACUAGAUCUGUAUUUUGUAACAUAGAUAGUUAUGUAAAACAGUGUAGAGUGAAAAAAAAAAAUCCCCAAAUGAAACAUUAUAUAAUGACAUUCAUGUAAACUGGAGUUAAAUCAUGAACAGUUUUUAGUAUUGAAAUAUGUUUUUAGUAUUGAAAUAUGUAUGUAUUUAAAAUAGACUAGAAGGGUACAUACCAAAUUAUUGUUAGUAUUGUCUCUGGCAAGAGAUUAGGUUUCAAAGUGUUGAUCAAAAGGGGCUUUAGCUUUAUUUGUAAUUUUUAUGCCUUAAAAAAGAAGAUUGAUAGCAUAUAAAAUCUUAAUGAUAACAGUGGCAAUAUGGAUGUCUUGUCUUAAUGGAAUUUUUUAUAGUUAUUUCUUAGAAUUUAUGGGCUACGGGAAGCCUGUGCCCAUAGAAAAAAAAAACAUUAUGAUGGAUCCCUAUGCCCUAUCAGAUGCUGAACUAUUUUAUCAAAAAUAUUUCCAGAAAAGUAGUAAUUGGAAGUAAUAGUCCUAUUUACUACAUAUAAUAUGAAAUUACCAUACUUUAUCAAUCUUUUGAUGCUUUUAUUCACAUUUUAACAUUUCUAAAAUUGUCUUUCAAUCAAUUAUGUCUUAGAUUUAAGUAAAUAUGUACUUACUAAGAAUUUGAAAAUCAGAUGGCAGUGUGAUACAUCAAGUGUGAUUUUAUUUACCAUUUUAUGGCAUCAUUGUCUACUAAUGAUCCCUUCUCUCAGUAUGUCUCACGUUACUUGGCAAUAGAUUUAUUGUAUUUGUAGUGAUUUAAUUAGUAAUAUAUUUGAAGUCAUUGUGGAGACAGUAAGAUUGUCCUGAGAAAUUGACUAUGUGACAUCAGUUGUCUUGCCCUGUAAGUUUCCAUACAACCCGGAUAAACAUUAAUAUCAUUGUUAAUCAUUGCAACAUUUUGAAAUGAGAAAACCUUUUAUUUUCGUGAGAUGGCCAUAAACAGUUUUGUAACAUAGCUUCACUUUAAACCUACAGAUCAUUUUAUUCCUUUCUCAACCCCUAAUUUACAUGACCUAUCUCAUUUUGGGUGGUAGUGGUCUCGGACCCUGAGCAGUGAUAACAGAAUUCCUCUAAAAAGAUCUCAUUCUCUAUAACAAUAUAUGAACCAACUCUUACUUAAGGUAAUGCUUUAUUAAAACAUCUCUACAAUAUUACUUGAUAUACAGAAAACCAUUAGUGCCUUUAUAAAAAGGAGAUUAGAAUUGGGGCUGUUGAUCAAAAGGGAACUUUAGCAAUGAAUGUUUAAAUGUUAAGUAAGUUUGUUUGAAGGUGAUUCUGCAAAACAAAACCUCAAACUACAGUUGUGAUAUAUAAGCAUGACUGUUUCAAUUUUUACUUUUAUUAGCUUUUUUUAAAAGCUUGACAGUGAUUUAUUAUAGUUACAAAUUGCAGGUAGUGAUUUUCAUGUAAAUAACAGUUUACCAAAACUUAAGUAUCUAAAUGAGUAUUGUCAUUUCAUAGUCUCUUCUUUAACAGGUUUUAUGCUAAGUCCAAUUUUGCCAGCACAACUAAUUUUUGUGGACUUUUUAAAAAAUAAUUUUCAAACUUUGUGUGUUAUCUGCGUAACAAGACCUGUGUUUGAUGAGGACAUGCAGAAAUUGAAAAUCUUGUGCAUUUUUGGUAGAAAUGUAAAAUUGUAUGGCUUCUGAGGAAAACAGUUGGGCAGUUUCUCAAAAAGUUAAACUUAUAAUUACCAUAUGAUUCUGCAUUUCAGUAUCUAAGAAGACAUCCAGGAGAACUGAAAGCAAUUUCAAUUGCUCUCUCUCAAAUUGGUCCUUGUACACCAAUGUUCAUAGCAACAUACUAAUAUAGCCAAAAAAUGGAAAAACUCUAUCUGUCCAGCAGUGGAUGAAUGGAUAAACAAAAUGUGAGAUAGACAUAUAAUGGAAUAUUAUUCAGCCACACAAAAGAAAGAAAUUCUGACCCAUACCACAAUGUAAAUUUACACCUUGGAAUCAUUAUGCUAAGUGAAUUAAGCCAAACUUUUAUGUUCUUUUAUGAGCAAAAAUUGUAUGAUUCCACUUAUAUGAGGUAACUAGUUCAUAGAGAAAGUAGAAUAAACAGAUUACUGAGGUGGGGAGGUAGAAAUGGAGAGUUAUUAUUUAAUGGGGACAUUGGUUCUGUUGCAUAUGAGAAAAUAGUGAUGAUGAUUAUAAAACAUUAUGAAUGUAUUUAAUGCCACUUAAUAGUACACAUAAAAAUUGUUAAAA